CGGAGGUGGUGGGUAAUUUCAUAAAGCAUACAGAGCAUACAAAAACUUCAAUCGAAGCCGUAGCUUUGGUCCUUAUGCUCCUCUUGUUAUGCCAACGACCUUGCAGUAACUGCAGUCCUCUCUUCACCAAAAUUCAUUUUCUCAUUCGUUAUAGUCUUUACUCCAUCUGUCCUUUUGACCGUUAUUCCUCCCGCCAAUUUGUUCAAACAACUGUUAGGUGGGUAUCCACCCAACAGAUAUACGCUUCCAAUGUUCGGAUUGGAGUUCUUGCUCGUGCUGGCAAGGUUGAAGAUGCCCGCCAAGUUUUCGAUAAAAUGCCUAAAAGAGAUGUUGUUUCUUGGAACGCCAUCGUCACUGGUUACUGGCAGAAUGGUCUUUUUGAGGAAUCAAAGAGAUUGUUUGACUUAAUGCCUGUGAAGAACGUAGUUUCAUGGAAUUUGAUGAUUGCGGGCUGCGUGCAGAAUGAUAGAAUCGAUGAGGCUUACCACUACUUCACCAAGAUGCCCGAGAGAAAUACUGCCUCGUGGAAUGCAAUGAUCUCUGGGUUUGUUAGGUUUGGUCGUAUUGAGGAAGCUAAAAGUCUCUUUGAAGAAAUGCCUCAGAGGAAUGUGAUUUCUUAUACUACAAUGAUUGAUGGGUAUGCUCAGAUUGGGGAAAUUGAGCGGGCUCGGGCCUUGUUUGAUAGCAUCCGUAGGAAGAAUGAUGUUUCUUGGGUUGUGAUGAUUAGCGGGUAUGUGGAAAAUGACAAGUUUGUGGAAGCAAGGGCACUGUUUGAUCUAAUGCCGGAAAAGAAUAUUGUUGCAAUAACAGCUAUGAUCACUGGGUACUGUAAGGAGGGCAAGAUGGGAUCUGCGAGAAUGCUUUUCGAAGAAAUUCAGUAUAAGGACCUUGUCUCUUGGAAUGCCAUGAUAGCGGGUUACGCACAAAAUGGGGAUGGUGUGGAAUCAUUGAAGUUACAUUUACAAAUGCUGAAAAUGGGUACAAAACCAGAUCACUCAACCUUUGUUUCACUUCUUACUGCAUGUUCAAGUCUUGCAUCACUAAAAGAAGGAAGAGAGAUUCAUCUAAUUGUUGUCAGAAGUGGUUUUGAGUCAGAUAUCUCCAUAUGUAAUGCUUUGAUAACCAUGUAUAGCAAAUGUGGAAGCAUAUCGGAUUCAGAGAUAGUUUUUGGGCUAAUCAACUGUCCUGACCUUGUUUCUUGGAAUGCCGUUAUAGCUGGGCAUGCACAGCAUGGUCACUAUGAGAAUGCUCUGGGGUUGUUUAAUGAAAUGGAGCUAAAUGGCAUUAAACCAGAUGGUAUAACCUUCCUUAGUGUCUUGUCAGCUUGUGACCAUGCAGGGAAGGUGAAAGAGAGCAUGGAGUGGUUUGAUAAAAUGCUCAAUGGUUAUGGAAUUGCACCGAGGGCCGAGCACUAUGCAUGCCUUGUUGAUAUAUUGAGUCGAGCAGGACAUUUAGAUAAGGCCUACAAGAUUGUCCAACAGAUGCCAUUUGAAGCUGAUGCUAGGGUUUGGGGACCUCUUCUUGCUGCUUGUCGAGUUCAUUUGAAUGUUGAACUGGGAGAAAUAGCAGCAAACAAACUUGUGAAAUUGGCGCCUCAGGAUUCAGGUGCUUAUAUUAUGUUGUCAAAUAUCUAUGCGGCUGCUGGGAUGUGGGAAGAUGUAACUAGAAUGAGAGGCCUGAUGAAAGAGCAAGGAGUUAAAAAGCAGCCAGCAUAUAGUUGGACGGAGAUUGCAAACGAAGUACACUCCUUUUCUGGAGGGGACAUAUCUCAUCCUGAGAUUGAUAGAAUUCAUUUGGAGCUUAAAAGGAUUGGAUUGCAGAUGAAAAUGUUUUGCGACUGUGAUGACAUUGAAACUUAAUGUCUUGCAUUUGAUACUCAUCUCAAAACUUUGGGCUUGUCUGUUUUGAAUCUCUCCUGGACAUAUAUAAAGCUUGAUGCAUUUAUUCUCUUUCUUAGAAAGGAAUAUUUAUUCCUGGAGAAUGCUGAGAUGAAUCGAUUCAUUUACAGUAGGCCAAUGAUUUUGGAGGUGUUUUACUGCUUCAAUACAUCAGAAGAUAUGUCGGACAGCUUGCUUCAAUGCGUGAUGGAUAGCGAUCGUUAAGUUUUUUGGAGCCGUGAAGGGUUAAGAAACUUGUUACUGUUCUGACAUAAAAUACUGAAGUCUUGUGAAUCAUGAAGUUAGAGGAGGCCAUUAAAAUUUGAAGAGAGAGGGGGUUGGGCCAAAUCAUCCAAUUAUGUCUGCAAGGAGGGAAAACUCUGGCUAAAGAAACAGUUGAUAGACAAUUUAUUCCUGAGUUCUGACCAACAAAGACUUAGAAGCCAUCCAUCAAAAGCAGAAAUUAUCUAGAACCAGAUAUCAGCUUCCUUCAAUUGUUAUAUUGAUGCAAGAUUUUUGGUAGACCAGUCUAGUGGAGAUAAAAUCAUAGAGAGGAAAGGGUAAAUGUUAUUGUAGAAGAUGAUUAAACAAUGCACUUCCCUAUUAUUUUGUA
Telopea speciosissima is the source of this 2490-nucleotide messenger RNA. Its product is annotated as pentatricopeptide repeat-containing protein At4g02750-like. Gene Ontology annotation, biological process: RNA modification. The transcript is spliced from 2 exons. The record is from RefSeq and is a predicted model, not a curated record. The coding region runs from base 75 to 1859 and encodes 594 amino acids. NCBI's taxonomy places the organism in Eukaryota, Viridiplantae, Streptophyta, Magnoliopsida, Proteales, Proteaceae. Gene Ontology annotation, molecular function: RNA binding; protein binding.